Molecule: messenger RNA, 681 nt
Organism: Trichomonas vaginalis G3
Lineage: Eukaryota; Parabasalia; Trichomonadida; Trichomonadidae
Product: YabN, N-terminal domain-containing protein
Exons: 1
Molecular function (GO): methyltransferase activity
Source: RefSeq, a predicted model, not a curated record
AGGGACAUAAAUUAUUUUGUUCCAGGGACUCCCUUAGUGGCAGAAAAAACUGUUAGGCUCUUAAUAGAUAAAAAGGAAGAAAUAAAUAUUGUAAAUGGAAUUUCUUUUAUUGAACCAGUUCUUGCAGGAGUUGGGAGAGAUGCCGUUGAUGGACUUUUAUUUUUAGAUUCGGAUGCAAAGAAGUUUGACUUUGAUACCAGGCGUGACACCAUAAUAACUCAAGUCUAUAACAAGAGGAUUGCAUCGGACUUAUCACUUCUUCUCCAAGAAAUUUACAAAGAAGAGGACAUGGCUUAUGUAAUUACCAACGCGGGUCUUGAUGAUGAGAUUGUGAGAAAGGUUGAGAUUUAUAAACUUCCAAGACUUGAUGACUAUAAUCACCAGUCCUGCAUCUACAUCCCAAGGACAAGUGGCAAAAACUUUCAAAUAAUUAUGGGUCAGUUGGAAAAUAUUUUAGAAGGCAAGGACCUUUACUUAGAUGAUGAAAAUUUCGAAAAGAUUAAAAAUCUUUUAAUAGAAAAAUCAAAGGGAAUUUCCAUGGACUAUGAAGAGGAAAUUGACACUUUAAUCCUGUCUUUAUUCAUGCUUUUCUUAAAGGAAAGAGAAGGUUUAGUGGAUUUUCGUGAAAUAUUUGAUGAAAUCUAUAAAAAAUUGGAUAAAAUAGCGAUUAUUUUAAAAUAA